GAGGCAACCGUAGAAGACGGAAAUGUGGGCUUGUGGACGGACGCUUCGUCCCGGGCCAACAUGUCAUACAAAGAAUUCGGAGUCGGAGGGUUUCGGUUUCAAGUGUCCAAGCCAAGGCCAGGCCCAGGGGCAGGGGCAAGGGGAUCAUGUCCAAGGCCGUGUCGCGCAUUCCGUCGAGCACCCUGACCUCCCUCCUCCCGCGCGCCCUGAAUCCCCACGUCGCCGUCGUCGACCUCAUCACCACCCACCUCACGGCCGACGCGGAACCCACCAAGAUCCUCGACCUCUCCGGCCUGCUCCCCUACCUCGGCCAGGACGAGCUCACCGCCGUCGUGCUCCACGCCGGCCACUCUCACCCGCUUUCCACCCUCCGCUUCCUCAUCGCGCUGCCGCCGCCGCUCCAGCCGUCGCCUCCCCACCUCGCCUUCCUCGCGCACUCCCUCGCCACCACCCGCUUCUUCUCCCACGCGCUCGACGCGCUCUCCCACCUCCUCCGCCUCCACCCAACCCACGACGCCCUCCCCACUCUCCUCCUCUCCUACCAGACCGCGCCCCACCCCUCCCUCCCCAGCCUCCUCGUCAAGGCGCUCCUCCGCCGCGCCCGCCUUCGCCACGCAUUCCACGCCGCCCUGCGCGCGGCCGCUUCCGGCUUCCCACCCGACACCGUCGCCUUCAACGCACUCCUCGCCGCGCUAUCUCGCGCCGAGCGUUUCAAUGAGCUCUGGGCCGCACGGGCAGCCAUGUCGCGUGCUGGGGUGCGCCCCAAUGCGCACACGUUCAACAUCCUCGUCGCCGCGCUCUGCCGAGGUGAAGACGCCGAGCGCGUGCAGGGCUUCUUAGAGGAGCUGGAGGAGCAAGGUUUCGAGCCAGACGUGGUGACUUACAACACCCUUCUUGUUGGGUAUUGCCGCAGGGGGAGGCUGCAGGACGCUCUGCACCUGUUCGAUGUUAUGCCGCCCAGGGGUGUUGAACCAGACUUAGUGUCACAUACUGUCCUGAUGGACGGGCUGUGCAAAGCCGGGAGAUUGAGCGACGCUAGACGCAUGUUUGACAGGAUGGUGCACAGUGGGGUGAGCCCCGAUGCUGUCGCUUAUAGUGUUCUUAUCGCAGGGUACUGCAAUGAGUGCAGAGUGAAGGAGGCAAGGUUGCUGCUAAUGGAGAUGGUGGGGAAUGGGCUCUCGCCUGAAGGAUUCGCUCUCAAGAGUGUGAUUGAGAGUCAUCUCAAAAUUGGGAAGCUUCUCACUUGCUUGAAUAUGGUGUCGCCUUUAAGGAAAUAUGGUGUUGCCAUUCCGUUGGAGAGUUACAAUUGCUUGAUUGGUGCAUUGUGCGAGGAAAUGCGCCCUCAUGCUGCCAGGGGUUUGUUCCAGUGGAUGAUAGAGGAUGGGCACAGUCCUAGCUUGGAGAUGUAUAAUAUGGUAGUAGAUUGCUUCUGCCAGUGCGGCAGUGUGGACGAGGCUUUAGAUAUAAAGGUUGAGAUGAGCUCUAGAGGAGUGAAGCCAGAUUUUGAUACUUACCGUACGCUAGUAACCUGCCUUUGCAGUGUGGGGAGGAGCUCAGAUGGCAAAUCGGUUAUGGCAGAGAUGAUUGAGUCAGGUCUCCAGCCGAAUGAGACUAUUUGUGCUGCUUUGGUUUGUGGGUUCUGCAAGGAAGGUUCUCUUAAUAAAGCAGAAUUGAUCCUGAAGGCUUUUGUUCUUGAUUUGCAGGUCUGCUGCAAUAAGAGCUAUAAUACUCUGAUGAGAGCUUACUGUAUGACCAGGAGCACCACAGAGUCAUUAGAAUUGCAGAACAGGAUGUUGGAACUGGGUUUUGUCCCAAGCAGUGAGACAUGUCGAUCUCUUGUUUAUGGGCUCUCAAGAAGCAUUGCUUAAGUUGCUAAACUGGUUUAAUCAUCCCAUGAAUUCAAAUAUUCUUAAAUUCUCAAUGGGUGGUCUACAUAAUUACUUAGGUGAUUACAGCAGUGACGAUGGCAUGAUGCUAUCACCAUGCAUGAUGAACGAGAACAUUUGUGGAAGAGCUGAAGAAAUUGGAUUAUGCAGCAGAAAGCUGUUUAAUAUAAUACUGUAUUUAAGUGAUGUGAGCAUGCUGUUAAUAUAAUGCUCCUCAUAAAGACUUGGUUUUUCAGCCCAGGCAAAUUCUAAAGAUUUGGGACCAAAAGCGGUUAGCAGUGACCAUUGAAUAAGUUUCUUCAGCUUGAGUUGGGUUAAAUUACGGAAGGUAUUUGCACCAGUCUGUGUGAUGCAACUUGUCAGCUGUGACCACUGGCCAGAAAUAUUCUUGGAUCAAGUUUCUGCUGAUGGCUUAGUGGGCUAUAACAAACCGAGGCCCCAUGACUUGCUGAAUGAUGGCCAUGUACAUGCCUCGCGAUUCUGGGUUCCUUGGAUUUUUGGAGAACAGAUGCAAAGCGCUAGUUCAUGAGGACUAAUGCUGACUUAUACCAAAAAGAUUACAGUAUGUUGGAUACAGGGGGGAGUUUCUGGUGGAAUGAGGCCUAUGAGUUUACUUGGCUGGAAUGCCAUCCUUCUGCCACGGUAGUGCAUGUUUGGCAAACUGCUCUUGUCCUGGGCACAUGGCACCAUGGAGCAUGGCUAACAAAUUACUGUAAAACCCCUGCUGUAUGGAAUUAGAGAGCUAAUAUUGCUUGAAUCUUAGCCCUAGAUUAAGCGGCAGACAUGAUUCUAAUGCUAAAAUAUUAAGUGUUGCAUCCAAUUGCUACAAUUGUACAUUACACAGUGCACUGUUUGGUAAAUCUCAUGCGUCAGUUUUUUGUCCAAGAGUUCACAUGCAUGGUGAACAAUAGCAUUUGUGAAAGGGUAGAAUGCAGUAUGGUUAGCAUUGAGAUGGUGUGAGCACUGUGCACAAAUGUUGAUGUAAUCUUCCUCAUGCGGAUUUGCUGCCUGAAUCCAGGUGAACUCUAAUCUUCAUAUACAUUGACCAAGUUUUUCCUGA
Molecule: messenger RNA, 2946 nt
Organism: Triticum urartu
Lineage: Eukaryota; Viridiplantae; Streptophyta; Magnoliopsida; Poales; Poaceae
Product: Pentatricopeptide repeat (PPR) superfamily protein
Molecular function (GO): protein binding
Source: RefSeq, a predicted model, not a curated record